Poecilia latipinna (sailfin molly) is the source of this 3917-nucleotide messenger RNA. RefSeq names its product arf-GAP with dual PH domain-containing protein 1-like. Gene Ontology annotation, molecular function: phosphatidylinositol bisphosphate binding; GTPase activator activity; phosphatidylinositol-3,4,5-trisphosphate binding. Gene Ontology annotation, cellular component: cytoplasm; intracellular membrane-bounded organelle; plasma membrane. The coding region runs from base 204 to 1337 and encodes 377 amino acids. The transcript has 11 exons. Gene Ontology annotation, biological process: positive regulation of GTPase activity. Lineage: Eukaryota; Metazoa; Chordata; Actinopteri; Cyprinodontiformes; Poeciliidae. The record is from RefSeq and is a predicted model, not a curated record.
CAAAGUUGAGAGCUCGCCUCUGACAACAUGCAUUCACCAGAGCAUGCCCGAGGUGUCUUCUUCCUUCCAGCUGAAAUGACAGCCUUCUCGUAAGUUGUUUGGACAUCUUCCUGUCCCCGAGAGCCCAUCGAGCUGACUUUGGAUGACAUUUGAGGGGUCUUCACGCCUCUGAGCAGGAACCGGUCAAGGAGCGAGCGUUUGCGAUGUCUUCGGACCAGGAAAGGAUCAGGGAGCGCAUUAAGGAGCUCCUAAGAAAACCUGGGAAUGGAAACUGUGCCGACUGCGAAGUUGCAGACCCAGAAUGGGCAUCCUACACCCUGGGGGUGUUUGUGUGUCACAGUUGCUCAGGUCUCCAUAGAAACAUUGCUCAGAUCAGCAAGGUAAAGUCCCUACUGCUGGAUCCCUGGAGCUACUCUGAGUUAGAGUUUAUAGAUUCUGUGGGGAACAAUGCUGCAAAGGCCAAAUAUGAACAGAUAGUACCUGCCUUCUAUUAUCGACCCACCUCUAAAGAUUGCAUGCUCCUACGGGACCAGUGGAUCCGAGCCAAGUACGAGAGGAAGGAGUUUAUGUGCGUAGAGAGGCAGGAGCCCUACUCUGCAGGCUACAGAGAAGGAUCCUUAUGGAAGAGAGGAAGAGACAACGGCCAGUACCUCAGUCGAAAAUUUAUCCUGACGGAACGUGAAGGUGUCCUGAAAUACUUCAACAAGCACGAUGCCAGGGAGCCCAAAGCGAUCAUGAAGCUCAGCACAGUGAAUGCCACUUUUCAGCCAUCUAAAACUGGCAUUUCUCAUGGGCUGCAGAUCACCUACUUGAAGGACAACAGCACCAGAAAUAUCUUUGUUUAUCACGAGGACGGCAAGGAAAUUGUUGACUGGUUCAAUGCAAUCAGAGGUGCAAGAUAUCACUACCUGCAGGUGGCAUUUCCUGGUGCUCCAAACUCUGAGUUGUUACCAAAGCUGACCAGGAACUACAUAAAGGAGGGUUACAUGGAGAAGACCGGACCAAAGCACACUGAAGGCUUCAAGAAGAGGUGGUUUACGAUGGAUGACAGGAGGCUCAUGUACUUCAAGGAUCCGCUGGAUGCCUAUGCUCGAGGUGAGGUUUUCAUCGGCAGCAAAGAAAACAGUUACACUGUCCUUCCUGGCCUCCCUGCCAACGUUCAGGGGACCCACUGGCCGUUUGGAAUCACCAUAGUGACUCCAGACAGGAAGUUUCUUUUCGCCUGUGAGACUGCAGAGGAUCAGAAAGCCUGGAUGGCAGCAUUUCAGAUUGUCAUCAGUCGACCGAUGCUGCCACAGGAGUACGCCGUGGAAGCUUAUUUUAAACACAAACCAUGAUUGUGCUUCUGCUUGAAGUGCAUCUCACAGCGGAGGCUUGCACAAAGCCUUGUGUUUGAUGCAAAGACGAACGGCAUUUGACAGCUCCUCCUCUUCAUUAACAACAGGAGCCAGACUCAUUUUCCCUGAAAAAGUCCAUCACUCCACAACUGCCAGAUGCCACGACAUGUAUAAUAUGCUACGUACAAACUUAAAAUGGGACAAAACUGCUGGUGCUUGCAUGUGAGGAAACAUCAGUAUCUAAUUUUCUCAGUUACAUUCGAGAAUAAUCAAUACUGCAACUACUGGUCCUUGCUGCAAAUAAAUGACAUUUGGACCAUUUAACAGGAAUAUAAAGACUGAGAGUAUAACAUAGUACAAGACUAACGAUGUAUAGUCUCACAUAUGGAUGCUAUUUUGAAUUACUGUACAUGUAUGAGUGCAAUUGUAUUUAAUAAUUUAUUUUUUAAUUGUAGGCUAUAUGUGUACAAUACUUCUAGGAUUGUAUUACAAGCACUGAUUUGCUAUUUUAUUCUCAGUUUCUGCAUUAAGCAGCUUCAUGAUAAAUCCAAGUUUAACAUGUUAGUGGGUGACAUGUUAUUUAAUUUACGUCCAGCAGAGGGUGACAAAAUAACAUUUUUUUUAAACAAAACUCAAGUCUUUUCUAAAAUCUCCAGUGACUCAUUAAUUUUGCCUUCAGGGCUCCAUCCGAAAUAAUUUGCCUGAACCGUGAAUAAAAAGGCAAAGUAAUGUUUUAUGAUGACCUAUGGUUUCUAUAAAGAUGUAUUAACACACUUUUAAUAUCAGUAAUAAUAUUAUUAUUAUGGUGCCAAAAACUAUCCGUAUGAACAUGCAGCACAGAAAGAUGUUCAGAAUAAGACUCAUGUGAUGAGAAGAAUACAAACAGGAAUGUUUUUUUUUUUUAAAGUAAUACACCUUUUUGUCUUUUCCAAAGAAUAGAUUUUAUUGUAACAGCUACAAACAACAAGUUCAAAUGUUCUUAAGAAAAACAAGGCAUGAUAUAUCAUACUUAUAUUUAUUCAUAUUGUAGCGCUGAAAAAUAAAAUAUGAAGCAGCCUGCAGUUUUCAUAUAUGACAAAUAUCACAACAGAACAUACAUUUACACAGACUUCUAAUUGGGGAUGACGCUGAUCCUCAUUUUUGUUGUCUCCAACUCUGAUGUGAAAUAUUUAGGAUUAUAUCUUACUCAUACAGAGUCUGAUCAUUCAUAAAGCGUACAUUUUCUUUUCAUUUUUCUUCAUAGCAACAGCUGUUUUGGUUCAUCUUGACACUUUGCAGGACAUUAUCAGCAUGCGCCCUCAACACAUUAAAAAACAAACCUCCCAACAACAUGUUAUCUAAGAUGUGACUGAAUGUAUUUAUAAUUCUUGUUAAAGACAACUUGUCCUCUCUGAUCUUGUAACAAAGUUGUUUCUAAUCUAAAGUCAGCUCUGUGUUGAUUUGACUUGCUGAUAAUUUGCCUUAAAAGAUAUUUCACUUUGAACUCCAAAACUUGUAGAAAAGGAGGUUUUAAUGCUAUAUACACUUGGUGCUUUGCUUUUAACGUCAUCAGAUUUAAUGAGAAGUGUUUCAGCCGAUUUCUGUACGCGUCUUUCUUCCUUACACUCAGAGCCAUUUGGGAGUUUCCAAGCAUGUCCGACAAAACCACGGACAGUAAAUCAACAACAGGUGAUGGAGGUUUAGUUCCUUUAGGGUCUUGGAUCAGCACAUCCCUGUUUCUAAUACAACAUGUAAGAUAACACCACAGAAAGUGCCUUUAAGGUACUAUUAAGCUUUACUAUAAUUAUUUAAAUAUGGAAAACAUAGGUAUUUACAACAAACAUUCUUGAUAUAUUUUAACACCUAUAAUAGUAUUUAAACAUUACAUUUUCUUAAUCCAUUCAUUUCCUGUCUCUGCUGAAUUUCAUUGCCACGGCAAAGCAGGUGCCUUUCUCAAAUGGUCAUCAGGCGACUGAUGGGUUACAUCCUGGACGAGACGUCGUCAAAUCACAGAGCCAACACUUAUGAAAAGUCAGACAAACAAUUGUUCACUCACACACUCACUCACACACUCACUUUCUGGGUGAUUUAAGUCAACCAUGGCAUGCAUGAUUCUGGACUGUGGGAGGAAUACCGUAGUACCCGGAGAGGACCCACGCAUGCACAGGGAGAACAUGCAAACUCCACACAGAAAGAUGUCAGCUAAAAUUUCCAAGUUCAAGAUGCUCUUGCUGUGAGGCAACAGAUCUAACCACUACCCACAGUGCUACCCCAAUUAGGCUGAAGAUAAAAAAAAAAAAUACAUUAGAUAAUAACAAAUAGAAGUUAACAGCGCAAGAUAAACAUUUGUACACAGGAAUUUUCAAACUCUUCUCAUCAGUAACUUUGUACCAAAAAUAGCAACAACAGUUUGCUUUUUACUGUGUGAUGAAAGGAUGCAUAUCCCCAAAUAUUCACCCAUGAAUCACCAAAAUAUUCUGAAUUAGUGCUGGUAAGUCAACCCGACCCCCCGGAGCCUGCUGAAAGACAUCUAUGGUCACUGAAACAUGUACACAAGAAACAUCAAAACAACUAGAUUUAAUAAUCCACAGCAUUCUAACA